AUGGCUCCCAAGCAACGCGUUGUCGUGCAAUCCCGGCCGGCAAAGAAGCGCCAGCCGGAGCAAGUCGGCUAUCUCACUGCCGCAUAUCGCGGUAUCACAUCUUCUGAGAACGCUUCUGUUGUGAGAAGUGUUGUUGUAUUCGGGGCGGCCGUUGCUUUCUUGCAUAGCAGUCUUAGUGAGAUGCUUAUUCCUCAGUAA
Paracoccidioides brasiliensis Pb18 is the source of this 198-nucleotide messenger RNA. RefSeq lists its product as uncharacterized. The record is from RefSeq and is a predicted model, not a curated record. Gene Ontology annotation, cellular component: mitochondrial outer membrane translocase complex. Gene Ontology annotation, biological process: protein import into mitochondrial matrix. Bases 1 to 198 code for a protein of 65 amino acids. The transcript is spliced from 2 exons.